AUGAUGCGCCGUAACUCCGACAUCGAGAUCCAGCUUCCUGAUUCAGGCCCAACGCCGCUCUCCCCCGACUCCUUACCCGAGACCGACGUGGAAAUGCUGUCCGAGGAGCCGGUGCCUCCGCUGACCCUCCCAGCACACAUCGCCGCGCGAUUCUACCGCCGAAGCAGCAAAGUGCGGCGCUCCUCGACCGCUUCCUCGCGACGAAGCUCUAUAUCAUCUCUUCAUUCACAUCACUCUAACGCAUCCUCCACUGGCGCGCCAAGCGCGGACCACAUAGCUCAACACCUCCGGCGCACAUCUAUCCUUGAAACCCGUAAAGCGCGACUGGCUGACCGGGCGCUGCACGCUGACAAGGUUAGGCUGCGCGCUGCCCUGGCAAAAGCUGCGACAAGGAAUUUGCAGAUUGAAGAGCGAGCUUUGGCUGCUCAGCAGGCUCGAGAGCGCCUGUUAGCAGACAUUACGGCCAAGUGCGAGGAUCAAGUCAAGCGGGCCAAGAAGAAAGCCGAGGAUCAGCGGGAGAAGAAAGCCGCCGAUUACGCACGCCAGAGGCUGGAGAUGGCUGAGAAGUUCGCAGAAGCUGAAAAGCGGCGAGCCCUUUAUCAGCAAACGCAUCGGCGCCAACGCACUAGCAGCCUGCCAGCUGCUGAAGAGAAGAAGAUGGCCCGAGCGGUCACGAAGUCGCUCACUCGGGAUGCGGCUGCUCGAAAGAUCCAACGAGUAUGGAGAACUCACCAUGCGAAGCAGGUCAUGCAAGAGUUCCGUACUCUGAAUUUGUCUGUGGAUCGGAUUCGUGAAAUGACCUUCGAGGACGUUGGGCGUUUCGUCUCAAAUCGGGAGGUGCUCGAUACCAUGACCAAAGUGCUGAAACUCUGCUGUUUGAAUGACAUGGAAGGCGGGGCGAUGGGGGAACGAGGCGCUGUGCGCACAUUCCUCAGCAGCUAUCUCAUCGUCACCCAUCCCGAUGAGGUCUUAAGCGGAGAUGGCGAGCAGGAGCAAGAUCUAAUCUCGAAGGCUCGUGAUCUACUCGUGGCCUUUGAUCAGGUUGCGGGAUUGCUCUCUUCUGGCUGCUGCUCACCCACCGUGAUUACUGCGGACCUGCAGAUUUUGUGCGAAUCCCACAAUGUGUUCUUCUCAGCCUUCCAUGCGUGGAAGUCUCAUGACUCUACUGUACUGAUUGAGAUCAUGCUUGCCCAAUUUGUCGAACUGGAAAUGAUCUGGCAGACGGUCAAAGGUGAUACAGCUGGCGGCGUUGCUGAAGACUACCGAGAAGGUAUUCGUCAGAACCAGAUUCUUCUUCUGGCCCGUCUUAAGCGCCUUGCAGGAUCUGACCGCGCUAUGCAGAUGGUUCGGGAUUCACUUAAGAAGGCCAAGCGUGAGAGGAAAAGAUCUGCCUCGAAGCAGGCCAUUCCUCGAUCGGCUGAAGUAGCACCAUCGUCGGGGGAUGUCUUGACCGAGAGUGUCACGUCCCCUAUCAGCGAAUCUUUCAACAAUGUUGAAGCCGCAGUUCUCCAGGAGCUAGAGAAGCAACGGUCCUCUCCGCAUGAACAAUUUACCAAGAUCCUCACAGCACUCCCAGAGAACCGGGUCUUGGUGCAUGAGCUUCUCCUCAAUAAGGAAUACAAGAUCGAAGAAUCUACGUAUGCCGACCCUCGAAGACGAAUUAUGGGGCACAUGUGUGAGCAGAUGAGACGAGAUGUUGAGGCUGGACAAGGAAUAGCUUGGACAGUCUCCAUGGCCACCGUAAUUCAAGAUCGUCUCCUACGCUCCCUUCGACCGGGCAAUUCUCUGUAUGUGCUAAUCAGCGAAGUUCUGGAUCCAAAGCUUGUUGAGAGUCAGUGCAAAGCUGGAUCGUUCUCUUAUGAGAAUUUCUUCGAUUUUAUGAACAACAUCCUACCCCGUCUUUGCGCUCCUUACCGCGACCCCGCGGUUAAGGCAUUUGCAGAAGACACUUCAGGAGACGCUAUUGAUCGAUUAGCAAGGCUGAUGAGCAUCAUUGAUCUGCUCUCCCUAGACCACACGAAUUUCAUGAUUCAGGUGGCUGCGCCCCAAUUGAUCCAAGAUGCUCCCGGGUAUGAGCAACGUACUUUUGAACGGGGAGUCACCGAUGGCUCGAUUACGUUGGGUAAAGUCCGGCGGUUCUGGCGAACGCAUCGCAAGAUUAUUGUCGAUGAAAUGAAGAAGCGAGACCCUGAGAACAUCCAUGGAGAGCCCCUUCCACCAGCCACACGAGUCUAUGCCCAUGGCCUCACAGACCUGGUGUUUAGCAAUGCUACCGUAUCGGAGGAUCUGAUUCCCGAGACCUUGGCGCUGGACCAUCAACGACUGGAGCGUCUACACGCCAAGGCCUUCCAGAUCGUGGCUACAGCAUCCAUCCUCCUGACGGCUAAGAAUCUACUGAAGCGUGAUGCGCGGUCCCAAUGGAAGCCCGAGGCCGAUCGCAUUCUCUCUUUGGACUUCAAUGAAAUCCGGGCCGACCGCGUACAGUCUAUUCUUGAAUCAACACAUCCCAUGCCACCCGCUGCAAGUGCUCAGCUUGCCGCCACAAUUAGACGAGUGCUGGCGCCCGUCGCGACCGCAAGCACUGCAGCUGCACCUCAGGCUGCUGUUCAUGUUCAAUACGAUACCUCUUCUGGCCCGGUCCCGGAGCCCUCCGGCAAUGGAUCCCCCGCACCCAGCUUCACGGACCCGGUUGCUCGGUUGAUUCUCUCCCGCCUCCGGAGUCAUGUACUCUCUCGAUUGAGCGCUUCAAGUGCUUCGGAGCGAGUGCGUGCCACAACAACGGCCAGCCAGAGCCUGGCUGGAGCAGGUAUGCCCGAGUUUGUAGGCGAAGUUGGGCAGCUAGUAGAGGAGCUAGAGAAAGUACGCGAGAUUGACUGGCUCUGCCACGGAUCAGUUUAUGAGCGUUUAUAUGAAGAAGGGGCCUCACAGUAG
Messenger RNA from Penicillium pulvis, 2931 nucleotides. Its product is annotated as IQ calmodulin-binding motif domain protein. Gene Ontology annotation, molecular function: protein binding. The record is from RefSeq and is a predicted model, not a curated record. Lineage: Eukaryota; Fungi; Ascomycota; Eurotiomycetes; Eurotiales; Aspergillaceae. The transcript has a single exon. The coding region runs from base 1 to 2931 and encodes 976 amino acids.